Messenger RNA from Colletes gigas, 972 nucleotides. RefSeq names its product mitochondrial import receptor subunit TOM40 homolog 1-like. Bases 1 to 972 code for a protein of 323 amino acids. Gene Ontology annotation, molecular function: transmembrane protein transporter activity. The transcript has a single exon. The record is from RefSeq and is a predicted model, not a curated record. Gene Ontology annotation, biological process: protein import into mitochondrial matrix. NCBI's taxonomy places the organism in Eukaryota, Metazoa, Arthropoda, Insecta, Hymenoptera, Colletidae. Gene Ontology annotation, cellular component: mitochondrial outer membrane translocase complex; mitochondrial outer membrane.
AUGGGUAUGGCCCACGCGUCGGCGAAGAAAACGGAGGAGCCAAGCGUAAUAUCAAACGAGGAAGAAUGCGUACCGUGCGUGGAACCGCAGGACAGAGGGCCAGGGAAUCCAGGAAGUUUCGAGGACCUUCACAUAAAGGUGAAGGAUCUAUAUCCUCAGAAUUUCGAAGGAGCACGGCUGACAAUCAACAAAAUACUCAGCCAGCACUUCAACGUAACUCAUUCGAUCAUACUGAGCUCCGUGACUCCGUCCGGUUACAAAUUCGGCGCGAAAUACGUUGGCACGAAAAUGGUGGGCCUGAAAGAGAAAUACCCUCUAGCUGUAGGCGAAAUUUCACCGAAUGGGAACCUGACCGCCUCGCUCGUAAACACUGUAGGUUGUAGAUUCAGAUACAAACUGUCAGCGCAAUUCGACAAACAGAAAUGCGAAGCAUCGAGCUUCAGUGCGGAGUAUCGCGCGAAUGAUUUCACGGUGGCGAUGACCGUGGCUAAUCCACAAAUACUUAAGAAGCAAGGAACGGUGGUGAUACAUUUUUUGCAAUCGAUCACGUCGAGGAUUGCGUUAGGAGCGGAGAUUGCGUGUCUUCGUGGUUGGAAGAUACUUGGGAUCCAGCAAACUAUCAUGUGCAUGGCAUUUAGGUACAGCACGGGACCCACCACGUUUUCUGGUACCGUGGGCGAAGCAGGCUUGCAUUUGUGUUAUCAUCGUAGAGCUAGCUCGCAACUGGAGCUCGGCGUCGAGCUAGACACAAAUUUGCGUACUCAUCAUUCGAUCGCCACUAUUGUUUAUCAGGUGAACGUUCCGUACGCGGAUCUCGUAUUUCGCGGGAUCUUUAAUUCGGAGACCACCGUCGGCGGUGUUUUCGAGAAGAGAUUAUAUCCGAUACCAGAAUCCUCACUGCUUAUUAGCGGCCUCUUAAAUCACAAGAAGCAACAAUUUCGUGUGGGUGUCGGCCUUAACAUCGGACAAUGA